GUCUUUUAUCUUGAAGAAAGCACCGCCACUAGGUUUUAUCAGCAGCAUUAGACAAAGCACUUGUCAUUAAGUAAAAUGAUUGACGAAAUAACCAUAUGGGAGUGCAAUCAAAUCAAUACAGGAACACAUUGAAAACCAAGUUAGAGGGGAAGCAGUAUCAGGCUGUUCUCUUAUGCUUUCUUUGAGUGUGCAUAGAUUGCAAUGGCAGAUGAGGAUGUCGUAGGGGACCGUGAACCACUGCUUACACAGGAGGGUUUGAGGAGUAGAUUUAGCUUGGUAUUCCUCAAGUUCAUUGGUGUCUUCUUAUUGGCCAGUGCAGUUUUCUACCUCCUCAUCGACAACUUAGAUGCAGACUCCCUGUCAUCGGAGGAACAAGAUGCAUUAAGUAUCAGGCCUUUGAUGAAGGAAUCAAGUGUUCAAGAACACCUGUUAGAUAAAGUAUGUGAUCUUUCCAUUGGAGAGUGGGUACCAAAUUCCGCAGGACCUGCAUACACAAAUAAAACAUGCAAUCGAAUACCACAACAUAAUAACUGCCUGAAGAAUGGGAGACCUGAUAGAGAUUACCUUUACUGGAGAUGGAAACCAAGAUUCUGUGACCUACCUCCCUUUGAUCCGGUGACAUUUAUGCAUGCAAUGGGCAAUAAAUCAUGGGCAUUCAUUGGCGAUUCCAUUUACCAAAACCAUGUGCACUCCUUACUCUGCCAACUCUCUCAGGUAGAAGCACCUCAUGUUAUCUAUCAAGACCCAUCCUUCAACAUAAUAUGGCACUUUCCAUCUUACAACAUCAAAAUCUAUGAGAUUUGGUCUCCCCUUCUGAUACAAUAUGAGACUAUCCAUAACGAUGUGGAUUUUUCAAGAAUCAUGAUACGCCUUCAUCUGGACAUCCUGGAUAGCAGCUGGACCAGAUUUUAUAACCUGUAUGACUAUGUGGUGAUUAGUGGCAGCAGGUGGUUUGACAAGCCAAGCAUUAUAUAUGAGAAAAACAAAGCCAUUGGCUGCCAUUACUGUCAUGAUUUGAAACUCAAAGAAUAUGGGGCUGCUAAGGCUUAUGCAAAGGCACUUCAAUUGAGUCUCAACUUCAUUGCUACAUCUGAGCACAAGCCGUUUGUUAUUGUUAGGACAUGGUCACCAAUGCACUAUGAAGAUGGAGAGUUGCCUAAUGAAAGAGUAUGCAAUAGGACUUGGCCAUUUAGAGAAGGGGAAAUAAGUGGUGCUCCUGCAGACCUUAAAAAGAGGGAAGUCGAGGUUGAGGAGUAUGAGAAGGCUGCACCCAUUGGAGCAAGGAAUGGGGUGAGAAUCGAGCUUUUUGAUUUUUACCAUCUUUUCCUCUUGCGACCUGAUGGGCAUCCAGGUCCGUACGGUACUUACCAUCCAUUUGAUGGUGAUAAUAAGAAGAAUGUUGAAAAUGACUGCAAUCAUUGGUGCUUGCCAGGUCCUAUUGACACUGUGAAUGACAUGCUAAUGAAGAUGGUCAUGAAUGGAGAUGCUCAUGACCCCGAUUCUGCUAUCCUCUAGAAUGCUGGACCUUUCCAAUUAUUAUAUUUUCAGUUUCUAGAUAAGUGGUGUUUAUGUUCAAGAUUCUACUUCCGUUCACUUUCAGUCUUUAUACUCAUUUUUGUCCUCGUAUAUUUGAAGGACAACUCCAACAAUUUAUAAUGCUCCAUAUUUGUUUUUUA
Messenger RNA from Dioscorea cayenensis subsp. rotundata (Guinea yam), 1676 nucleotides. Its product is annotated as protein trichome birefringence-like 26. The record is from RefSeq and is a predicted model, not a curated record. The transcript has 4 exons. Lineage: Eukaryota; Viridiplantae; Streptophyta; Magnoliopsida; Dioscoreales; Dioscoreaceae. Gene Ontology annotation, molecular function: O-acetyltransferase activity. Gene Ontology annotation, cellular component: Golgi apparatus. Bases 202 to 1515 code for a protein of 437 amino acids.